AUGCAAUCCACUAAUGUGCCGACAGGUGGGAGUUUUGGAGUGGUGUACAAGGCCAUUGACCUGUCCACCGGGGAGAUUGUCGCGAUCAAGCAUAUUGAUCUCGAGUCUAGCGAAGACGACAUCCAAGAGAUUCAGCAGGAGAUCUCCGUCCUGGCCACCUGUGCCAGCUCCUUUGUGACACAAUACAAAGCCAGUUUUCUCAAGGGUCACAAGUUGUGGAUUGUCAUGGAAUACCUCGGAGGGGGGUCAUGUCUGGACUUGGUACGUGUGGAUCUCUGCCCUCUUGUUUCAUUACAGUCACUGACAUGCAAUCAGCUCAAACCAGGGGUCUUCAACGAAGCGCAUGUGGCCAUCGUCUGCCAGCAGCUCCUCCAGGGGCUCGAUUAUCUCCACACCGAAGGAAAGAUCCAUCGCGACGUCAAAGCCGCAAAUGUCCUACUCUCAAACACGGGGAAAGUGAAGCUGGCGGACUUUGGAGUCGCGGCGCAGCUGGUCAACAUCAAGUCACAGCGCAAUACCUUUGUGGGGACACCGUUCUGGAUGGCGCCGGAAGUAAUCCAGCAGGCUGGAUAUGACUUCAAGGCGGAUAUUUGGUCACUGGGGAUUACCGCGAUCGAGAUGAUCAAUGGCGAGCCACCACAUGCCAGCACCCACCCGAUGAAGGUCCUCUUUCUCAUUCCGAAGCAGCCUGCUCCCAGGUUGGAGGGCAAUGAAUACAGCAGUACAUUUAAGGAUUUCAUUGCGCAAUGUCUGAUCAAGGAUCCGGACCGCCGGCCUAGUGCGAAAGAGCUGUUGAAACACAAGUUCAUUCGCAAUGCAGGGAAGACCGAAGCACUGCAGGAGCUUAUCCAUCGCAAACAGGACUGGGAUGCCGGUCGAGGGGUAAACAAGGAUGUCAAGUACUAUGCAGAGUCCUUGAACACCAUGACCAAGCUCGACGCCGCCGAUGACGACGAUUGGGUCUUUGAUACCGUCAAAGCUCCGAGCAUGUGGGUUCCUAAGGGCACCGACUGGACGACCUUGGAUGAAGAGGACGAUGCCGAUCCGGCCGAACUGUUGAAGGAUAUGCACGUCUCUGCACCUCUUGCCAAACCACCACCGCCACCUAAGCACCAGCCCAAUUCCACCGUCCGACGAGCACCGGAGCCCGAGAGGAGCCCUUCCGUGCGCCGGGCCAACACCAAGCGUCGAUCCAGCGGCGUCAAGCAACCCUUAGGGCUGGACUUGAGUUUCGGCAAUAGUCCGUCAACUGUUCGGCAAUUCCGUCGUGUCUCGGACAAAGUCCCCAACGAUACUUCUUUCUCGUCCAAGGCCUCCCAGGGCUAUGAUGAGAAUGUCAGUCCGAAGGUUCUCGCGGCCGAAUCCAAUAGCAAGGAAGCUCAACUUGGUCGCCGCGCAUAUAGCAAGGCUAUCGGCCAUUCUUGCCAAGAGAUCCUCUCCACGACCGGCGAUGGCGAGAAGCGGGAGGCCAUCUCCCGGCUGGCGGAGGCGUUCAGUGAUCUGGAGAUGGUUGACCCGGAGGGUCUUUAUCACAUUAUCCGGACGAUGAAUGAGAGACUGCAAGCGUAG
Penicillium lagena is the source of this 1569-nucleotide messenger RNA. RefSeq names its product STE20 family serine/threonine-protein kinase. Gene Ontology annotation, biological process: protein phosphorylation. The record is from RefSeq and is a predicted model, not a curated record. Gene Ontology annotation, molecular function: protein kinase activity; ATP binding. Lineage: Eukaryota; Fungi; Ascomycota; Eurotiomycetes; Eurotiales; Aspergillaceae. The transcript has 2 exons. The coding region runs from base 1 to 1569 and encodes 522 amino acids.